Arabis nemorensis is the source of this 2610-nucleotide messenger RNA. The record is from the annotation of a GenBank genome assembly. NCBI's taxonomy places the organism in Eukaryota, Viridiplantae, Streptophyta, Magnoliopsida, Brassicales, Brassicaceae.
AUGUUGGUGGCGAAUCUGUCUUCCUCAAGCUUCUGUUUCUUUCCCUCUCAUCGAUUUCAAACCCAGAAGGAGACCAGAAGCAACACUAGAGUUAAAAAAAAUGUGAUUUUGAACAGAGCGUCGUUGAGAACUGUGUCUCUCGAAGACAGAGAUCGUUCGACAUUUGAUCGAAGCUUAACGGAUUCGAAUAUUCGAUUACGGAGAUUCAUCGAAGCUGGUGAUCUAGUGAGCUCCGUGAAACUUCUUCGCGAAUCUGGAAAACGUGAUAUUGAUCCGAGAACUCUAUGCUCUGUUCUUCAGCUCUGUGCAGAUUCGAGAUCUCUUAAAGACGGUAAAGAAGUUGAUUCCUUUAUUCGUGGUAAUGGGUUUGUAAUAGAUUCGAAUUUAGGAUCGAAACUCGUUCUUAUGUACACAAAUUGUGGUGAUUUGAAAGAAGCGAGUCGAAUUUUCGAUCAAGUUAGGAUCGAGAAAGCUCUGUUCUGGAAUACAUUGAUGAAUGAGCUUGGGAAAUCUGGUGAUUUUAGUGGAAGUAUUAGAUUGUUCAAGAAAAUGAUGAGUUUUGGUAUCGAAAUGGAUCGGUAUACGUUUUCUUCCGUUUCGAAGAGCUUUUCGGGUUUGCGUAGUGUUUAUGGAGGUGAACAGCUUCAUGGUUAUGUUCUGAAAUCAGGUUUUGGUGAUUGCAACUCUGUGGCGAAUUCUUUAUUGGCGUUUUAUUUGAAGAAGGAAACAGUUGAGAGUGCGCGUAAGGUGUUUGAUGAAAUGACUGAACGAGAUGUUAUAUCUUGGAAUUCGAUGAUUAAUGGGUAUAUAUCGAACGGUUUAGCUGAGCAAGGACUAUCCGUGUUUGUGCGGAUGUUGUGUUCUGGAAUCGAGGUUGAUUUAGCUACCAUAGUUAGUGUUUUCGGAGGCUGUGCUGAUUCUAGGCUAAUUGCAUUAGGGAGAGCUGUCCAUUGUAUUGGACUGAAAGCUUGUUUAGGUAAGGCAGAUCGGUUUUGUAAUAAGUUGCUUGAUAUGUAUUCGAAAUGCGGUGAUCUAGACUCUGCUAAAGUAGUUUUUGAAGAGAUGAGGGAUCGAAGUGUUGUGUCUUACACUUCUAUGAUUGCUGGUUAUGCUAGGGAAGGUUUGGCUGGUGAAGCUGUGAAGCUAUUCGCGGAAAUGGAGGAAGAAGGUAUUAGCCCUGAUGUUUAUACCGUCACUGAGGUUUUAAGCUGUUGUGCCCGUAAUCGGUUAUUAGAAGAAGGUAAGCGUGUCCAUGAGUGGAUAAAGGAAAACGAUAUGGGAUUCGAUAUCUUUGUGUCGAAUGCUCUGAUGGAUAUGUAUGCGAAAUGCGGAAGCAUGCGAGAGGCGGAGUUAGUGUUCUCUGAGAUGCCUGUUGAAGAUAUUAUCUCGUGGAAUACCGUUAUUGGCGGGUACUCGAAAAACUGUUACGCUAAUGAAGCUCUAAGCCUGUUCUCUUUAAUGUUGGAAGAAAAGCGGUUUGAUCCUGAUGAGAGAACAGUGGCUUGUGUUCUUCCGGCUUGUGCAAGUCUUUCUGCCUUCGAUAAAGGCAGAGAGAUCCACGGUUACAUAAUGAGAAACAGGUAUUUCUCAGAUCGGCAUAUUGCUAAUUCGCUUGUAGACAUGUACGCGAAAUGUGGAGCGUUGUUACUCGCACGUUUGCUCUUUGAUGAAAUUGCUUCCAAAGAUCUUGUCUCUUGGACAGUGAUGAUAGCUGGAUAUGGGAUGCACGGGUUCGGAAAAGAAGCGAUCGCUCUUUUCAAUCAAAUGAGACAAGCGGAUAUCGAGCCUGACGAAAUCUCUUUUGUCUCUUUAUUGUAUGCUUGUAGUCAUUCAGGACUAGUAGAUGAAGGGUGGAGAUUCUUCAACAUCAUGAGACACGAAUGCAAGAUCGAGCCAACGCUAGAACAUUACGCUUGUAUAGUCGACAUGCUAGCAAGAACCGGAAACUUGUCAAAAGCCUAUCGGUUCAUCGAGAACAUGCCAAUUCCGCCAGAUGCUACAAUCUGGGGAGCUUUGCUCUGCGGAUGCAGGAUACAUCAUGAUGUUAACCUAGCUGAGAAAGUUGCAGAGAAAGUCUUCGAGCUCGAACCAGAAAACACAGGUUACUAUGUGCUAAUGGCGAAUAUCUACUCGGAAGCAGAGAAAUGGGAAGAAGUGAGGAAGCUAAGAGAGAGGAUAGGGAGACGCGGAUUGAGGAAGAAUCCGGGAUGUAGCUGGAUAGAGAUUAAGGGUAAAGUUAACAUCUUUGUAGCUGGAGACAGUUCAAACCCGGAGACCGAAAAGAUUGAAGCAUUUCUGAGGGGGGUAAGAGCUAGAAUGAGAGAAGAAGGGUAUUCGCCGCAGACUAAAUACGCGUUGAUCGAUGCGAAAGAGAUGGAAAAAGAAGAAGCUUUGUGUGGUCAUAGUGAGAAAUUAGCAAUGGCAUUGGGGAUUCUUAGCUCUGGACAUGGAAAGAUCAUAAGAGUUACUAAGAAUCUAAGAGUGUGUGGAGAUUGUCAUGAAAUGGCUAAGUUCAUGUCUAAGUUAACCAGAAGAGAGAUUGUCCUUAGAGAUUCAAACCGGUUUCAUCAGUUCAAGGAUGGGCAUUGUUCUUGCAGAGGUUUCUGGUGA